AUGGCGGGCAACAAUCGUAUGUCGACAUACUCGAUGACAUCUUCUGCCACAGGAGUCGCUCGAAACUUUCAUGCUGCGGGUCAACAAUCAUCGCAAGUAUCCACAACCACACUUUUGAACGCCGUUCACCACAUUUACACAUCCGGCCAACCAUAUCGACUGGAUGCUAGCAGUAGUUUGGUGGUGAAUACAUGGCUAUCGGCUUCACAGCUUGAUCGUGAGGGAAGAACUGGAGGCACAAUAGAUUCAGCUUUGGCUGCACGAGCUUGGGAACAUGCUAGAAGACGUGCGGAAGAUGGUUGUAUUGUUUUAGGUUCCCUUCAUGAAGCCACUCCUUCCAUUUUGGUUCCUUUUCUUAGCACCCUUCCUCUUUCCAUUCCCGAUUCAUUGUAUACCGCCCUUACCGUAUUACGACCCUUUAUCCACUGCGUUUCUCCUCAAAACCCAUCUACACCUCGGCAAUCUGCUCUUGGUGUGACCUUGACUUUAUCACUCGGCGGAAACCUUACGGCUGCGUCAAUAGCAUUAUCAGAGGGUGGGAUUGACACCAGUAAGGGGCUCUUAAACCUCCCAGCUGAGCCAGGAUAUCGAGCUUUUGACGUAUUUUACUACCUUCUUACAUCUGCCUCAACACCCGCCGAACGAGAAUUCUUGAGCUUGAAACAGGCUUCUAGUUACGCGCUUUUGGAAAAAUCUGGCACAUAUGACCCUCCAUCGUACCUUCCUACCGCGGACGAUGCAGCAGCCGCAGAUGAUUUCAGAGUAUCUUUGAAGGCUAUCGGUAUCAAGGGCGCAGCACACCGAGAUCUCAUAUCAAUUUUAGCAGGUUUAUUGAAGCUAGGGGAUACUUUGAGCUUCAUCCUCGAUGGAGACGCGUUGGAGGAGAUUUGCGAAGAUGUAGGAGGUCUGCUUGGGUUAGAACCCGAAGUUCUUGUCAAGCAGUGCACGACACAGGAGCGAGAAACUCUGAUCGGUGGUCUCUAUGAAGCCCUUGUAGAUUGGGUGAUUUCGAAGGCCAACGAAGCCAUUGCUAGCGAGAUGGUCAGAAUCAAGGACGUCGAUUCUUCGAGUGAGAGUGGACCAGGAGCUCGAACCCCAAAUACCGAGGACGAUAGCGGUGACACUGUUUGUAUAACUGUUCUUGAGAUCCCGCACCCUAACCUUGGUAAAGCGGCCGCAAUGCGAGGUGUCUUUGACGAUACUCAAGGUAUCAAUGCCGAAAUGAAAGAAGAUGGGGUUGAUGUGGUUACUGCUGGCUCAACUGUCAUCCGAGAGAUGCAAAAUGCAGUAGCUGAAGCUGCCCCAGAUCUUGGUAUCAUGACUGGACCUGCCGGACGAGACCGUGAACACGAGCUUGAGAAACGUGAGAUCGUCUUAGAAAAGGUGGCUCACGAGGGAGAAGAAGAUGGUUUCCUCAAGAAGCUUCUCCUCCCAAUUGAAGGGCAAGGCAUCAAUUUAGGCCGCAAUGGUCGUAUUGAUCUACCGUCUGUUCUUGGUAGCAGUCGUGUUUGGUAUCACUUAUCGAUGCAUCCCACCGAUGACUUACCUGCAACUCUAGCUUCACUUGCUUCAACAACUUCGGCUUGGUCCGCAGGCGCCGUGUCGCGACAACUCCGCGCAUGGCGUCUUCCGGAAUGGGCCAAUCGACGAAACAAAAACUUAGAUUUUACAGCCGAUUUCGAUUUCGAAGAAUUUGUUCAACGAUACGCUCCUCUUGGUUGCAAGGAUGGCCGUGACGGCAUUGAAAGCUGGACCAUGGAACGCGGUUGGAGCAACGGUGAAGUUGUCAUUGGCAAGGAGAGGAUAUGGAUUCGUGAGAGUGCUUGGUGGGAGGCUGAAACCAUGCUUGACCUGAAGCCGGCCGAGGGGGAAUUUCAAAGCAUGGGCGGCCCGGGAGGUAUGGCAGGCAUGCUAGAAGCCCACGACAUGAAUACUGGAUACUCCCCUAACGCCCCCAACGGAAGCGGUUUCUUUGCCGCUCCUAACAACGAUUUGACACACGUUGGAAGUCAUGAUCACCUCAUCAAUCGUCAGAGUCAAGCAAAUGUAGCCCGAAGUGCUCUUGGAGCGCCCACUAUCGCACCAUCGAAAAACAUCGGCGGCGGUGGCGACUAUGGACUUGGAUACAAAGGAGACGAUAUGAAGGGGCAGGUUUAUUACACAGACGAGAAUGGCGAAUUCGUCAAUGACCCCGAAGCUGGUACCCCGAAAGCUAUCAUUAAUGAGAAAGCAACCAACCAGCGUCGGAUUUGGGUCGCUGUUACCUGGGCUCUUACGUGGUGGGUACCAUCGUUUCUUCUUCGAUUUGUUGGUCGUAUGAAACGUCCAGAUGUGCGCAUGGCCUGGAGAGAAAAGCUGGUCUUGGUUUUCUUUAUCCUCUUCCUCAACUGCUUGGUUUUAUUCUGGAUUAUUGAAUUCGGUAAACUCCUCUGUCCAAAUUCCGACAAGGCAUGGAACGCAAGCGAAAUCGCUACUCACCGAGGAAAUAAUGAUUUCUGGGUCAGCAUUCACGGAAAAGUAUACGAUCUUUCCAAGUUUUGGAAGUUGCAGCACAGCGAUACUACUGUCACAACCACCUCCGAUGUUAUGCAACCUUUCGCUGGUCUGAAUCUGGACGGCUAUUUUCCACCACCAUUGACCGUCGCAUGCCCUGGCCUUAUCACGGAUUACACCAAGGUACUAUUAGACAACACUACACUUGAAUAUACAAGUGGAAUCCAUACGUCUGGAAAUCUUUCAGCGUAUACGACCAGCAAACUCUUUAACUGGGAUUGGUAUGCGGAUGUAUACACACCUGCCAUCAAAGAAUACUACCAUGGUGAUCUAGUAGUGAAGAAGAGUACGCUUGAGAGCGAGGGUCAAGACGAUGGGCAUUAUUGGGUCAUCCUUAAGGGGAAGAUAUACGAUUUCACCAACUAUUACUACACAACAACUUUAUUUUCUACUGAUACCACCUGGCAGUUCAUGGACGAUACAAUUUAUCAAAUGGUGGUCGCAAAUCCAGGUUUAGAUAUCACGAGCAAAUGGGAUGACAACUACAAAAAUGCUAACGCAUCUUACCAAGUGGAUAUCCUCAACAAUUUGAAUUGCAUGAACAAUUUAUUUUCCGCAGGUAUUCCUGACUUCCGAGAUUCUUUCAAAUGUCAGAUCAACAAUUACAUCCUUCUCGCCUUUACGAUCCUGUUGUGUAGUGUCAUUGUCAUUAAGUUCUUAUCUGCACUUCAAUUUGGUUCGAAGCGUCGUCCGACUCCUCAAGACAAGUUUGUUAUUUGCCAAGUUCCAGCAUAUACCGAAGGCGAAGAUUCAUUACGUAAAGCUUUGGAUUCUUUGACAGCUUUACAGUACGAUAAUAAACGAAAGCUUAUUUGUGUCAUUUGUGAUGGUAUGGUGGUAGGAGGUGGUAAUGAUCGACCAACACCAAAGAUCGUCCUCGAUAUUCUUGGAGUGGACCCAAAGAUGGAUCCUCCUGCCUUGCCAUUCAAGUCUGUCGGAGACAGCAACGAGCAACUUAACUAUGGUAAGAUCUACUCGGGUUUAUAUGAAUUCGAAGGAAAUGUGGUCCCAUACAUCGUAGUCGUUAAGGUUGGCAAGGAAUCUGAACAAUCGAAAUCAAAGCCUGGUAAUCGCGGAAAACGAGACUCUCAGAUCCUCCUCAUGAGCUUCCUCAAUCGUGUCCACCACAGGUCACCAAUGAGCCCAUUGGAGUUGGAAAUGUUCCACCAAAUUAACAACAUUAUUGGCGUGGAUCCAGAGCUUUACGAAUACAUACUUAUGAUCGAUGCCGAUACCAGUGUCAGGGAAGAUUCCUUGAAUCGCCUCGUGGCUGCUUGUUCUAAUGAUGGUAAAAUUGCUGGUAUCUGUGGUGAAACCACUCUCGAAAACGAAGAACAAUCUUGGUGGACUAUGAUUCAAGUUUACGAAUAUUUCAUUUCUCAUCAUCUGGCAAAAGCUUUCGAAUCUCUAUUCGGCAGUGUUACUUGUUUACCUGGUUGUUUCACCAUGUAUCGUCUACGUACUGCUGAUAAGGGCAAACCGUUAAUUAUCUCCGAUGCUAUUAUCAACGAGUAUAGUGAGUGUGUUGUUGAUACUUUGCACAAGAAGAAUCUUUUAUCUCUUGGAGAGGAUCGAUUCUUGACUACAUUGAUGACCAAGCACUUCCCAUACAUGAAGUAUAAAUUCAUUCCAGAUGCAUUCGCUAGCACCGCCGCACCCGAAACAUGGAGUAUUCUUCUUUCCCAGAGAAGACGUUGGAUUAAUUCUACCAUUCACAAUCUUGCUGAGUUGGUCUGGCUCCCGGAAUUGUGUGGGUUUUGUUGUUUCAGUAUGAGAUUUGUCGUCUUCAUCGAUCUGUUUGGCACAAUUAUCCUUCCUUCAACAACAGUCUACCUUGGAUAUCUGAUCUACAAAGUCGCAACACAUCAGGGUCAAUUCCCUCUCAUUUCCAUUUGUAUGAUUGCUGGUACAUAUGGUCUUCAAGCUUUGAUAUUUAUUCUCAAACGUCAAUGGCAGCACAUUGGUUGGAUGAUUAUUUAUCUCCUUGCUUUCCCAAUUUACUCGUUUGUUCUCCCAAUCUACUCAUUCUGGAACCAAGACAACUUCUCUUGGGGUAACACACGUAUUGUUCUUGGAGAAAAGGGUUCCGCAAAGGUUGUAGCCGUGGAGGAUGAUGGAUUCGACCCACGAAGCAUUCCUCUUCAAAGAUGGGAUGAUUACGCGUUACAUAACAACCUCCCAGGACGUCGUGGAGUACCAGUUGAAAAGGCAUAUGACACAUACGACGAUCAAUACGAAAUGGAUGAUAUGAAAUCCAUGUACUCAUCCGUCAAACCCGCAUCCACCAUCCUAACCGGUUUUCCUGGUCGCGGUCCAUACAUGCCUCCUCAGUCCACUUACUCCGCAAACCAAUACGCCGAUCAUCCUCUUCGCAAUGCAUCCGCCAUGUCCCAUCGCCAACAAGAUGGUUCCGGUUCUCCUUACCAAGAUUACCCUGCCAACAAUCGUCCCUCGAUGCAAAUGAUGUCUUCAGAGAAUCUUCUUGGUGGUCCAGCACGUCAUCAAUCUCGCUCAUCGCUCGGUUUUACAAGCGGUGCUCGUUCGCCUUUAGUGGGAGCUGCCAUCGAAAGACCCGCUAGUGGAUUUGAUUUCCAAAGGGGCACUGCUGGACCAGAUGAUAUGCAAAUUGUAGAGGCUAUCCAAAGUUGUUUGAGAGAGGUAGAUUUGGAUAAUGUUACGAAGAAACAGGUUAGGGCCUUGGUGGAGCAGAGGUUACAGACGGAGUUGGUGGGGGAAAGAAGGACGUUUUUGGAUAGGAGUAUCGAUAGUGAGUUGGCUGCUAUGGAGGAAAGGGAAGGAAAGGAAAUGAAAGGAAAGGAAAGGGACGAAGAGGAUCUUUAG
Messenger RNA from Sclerotinia borealis F-4128, 5394 nucleotides. The record is from the annotation of a GenBank genome assembly. Lineage: Eukaryota; Fungi; Ascomycota; Leotiomycetes; Helotiales; Sclerotiniaceae.